ACUGCCUGAAAUAAUCUUGGGAGUAAACCAACAUUUCUUAUCAAGACACAAUGUGGAGAGAAUGUGUUUGUGUUUUAAUCUUGAUUUUUGGGGUGCAAGGCCGAAUCAAAUGUAUAUCGGAUCCAGUUAUCUUUUGGGAUACAUUUCAUCAUCCACAAGAUCCCAAUGAGAUCCCAUGCGUGGAUGCCAGUCUCAUGGCCACCAUCCAAGGGCCAUGUGAAUGCAGUUUGAAUGACUUUCAAGCGUGUUCACCAUAUCUGUCGACUUACUCAACCAGUGCUUUGGCUUGGAUCAGUGGCAGUGACGCUCUGGAAUCUUACAUUAGGCCACUCGUGCAGAUCAUCAUGGUUGUACCCAAAUGACACCUGGGCCGCUGUGUCUAACAUGUUGACCACCAUAGGUUACACAAAUGAAGACAUCGACUCUCGUUGCACUUACCGAUUAGCCAUUUUCAACCGAUCCAUUGCUGAUCAAGAGGGGCUUUUCGUGCCCACUUUCAACCGUUGGUUCCAUGAGCUUCGUUUAAGAUUUGAUCUCAACUUUCAACCAAGUGUGAUCAAAGAGCUCUCAUUGCAUGAUUUCCAAAGUUUCUACGAGCUAACCGGGUGCAACGUGGGUUGUACCUCGUGUAACGAGGAUUUCGAAAACGUGCUAUCCAUCACAUAUCCAGCACUUUUUGAGGGAGGCACCAUUCCAUGUGCUCGAGCGUUUUCGACUGAAUUUGAUGGCGGUCUGAAAGCCAAUGCAGUUCAUGCUCGGGCCUUGUUGUUCUCCUGUUUUGGCGCCAAUGAACUCAACACGGGCAACGGAUAUGGAUUCGAUGGUCAGGAUUACACUGUAGCAGAAUUCAUGGUGGAGAAUGAACUUCUGGAUAUGACCAUGGGGGCUGCAGUGUACACACUGAAUGAAGGGCUCUAAGCAACAUUCUUUUCUUCUAUUCUUGAGUGUCUAAUUAAUUCCUUUGUUUUAUUGGUUUGGGUUUUCACGGGCUUUUCUAACCACUACAAGGAAUGAAAUCGCUAGUACUAUUAAAUGAAAAGUUAUAUUUCGUC
Molecule: messenger RNA, 1052 nt
Organism: Tigriopus californicus
Lineage: Eukaryota; Metazoa; Arthropoda; Copepoda; Harpacticoida; Harpacticidae
Exons: 3
Coding region: 232-918 (228 amino acids)
Source: RefSeq, a predicted model, not a curated record